Sebastes umbrosus (honeycomb rockfish) is the source of this 1273-nucleotide messenger RNA. RefSeq names its product paralemmin-2. Bases 319 to 993 code for a protein of 224 amino acids. The transcript has 2 exons. The record is from RefSeq and is a predicted model, not a curated record. Lineage: Eukaryota; Metazoa; Chordata; Actinopteri; Perciformes; Sebastidae.
ACUGGUUCAGCGGAAGCCCAAAUAAUAAGAGGUGAGAGGGAGCAAAUAGCAGUGGUGUGAUUGCAAUCAUUGGAGCAUCCCGUGACUGCCUCCCUGCACACACUGUGAGCAGUUGUAGUUUACCAGAUGAGUGGAGGGCGUGUGUGAAGAGUCUCUGUUUAUAGACAUCCAGACGGAGGAGAAAUCUGUUUCAGCAGCUGUACUACAGAUCAGAGGGACACAUGCUGGGUCAUCCCGCCUCUGCCAUGUGAUUUUCAUUACAGCAACUUGGGGAAGAGUUCAACUGUGGAAAGGCUUAAGUGCUGCAAGCGAAAAUACAUGAAGAAGCAAGGAAAAGGCAACACUGCUGCCAGCAUCCCCCUGUCAUCCCCACCAGGGAGCAGCAGUGUGCAGGUCUACCAUGACUACCAGAGUGUGGCUUUUAAGAUGCCUCCUGGGAAUGGUCAUGCUAUAGAAAAUGGCUCUCACACCAGGAGAGACCAGGUCACCGGCCGAGAUGGUACAGGCAAGAUGUCCUCUGUUCCAGACCUCAUCUCUAACAGCCAGGACCAGAGGUACGGCAUGAAAUACGAGAGUGGUCAAAGGAACACGUGGAUGAUGGAUUCGAGCAGCCAGGCCUAUUCGGGGCCAGAGGACAACUCCACAGACCCGCAUGAGACCCUGACAGAGACUUCCACUCUGACCUUUGUGGAUGUCCACACCCUGGAGGGAUCGGAAGAGAACCACAGCCUCCACGGGAUGGGGAUGGUUUACCUCAAAGAGUUUGUGCUGAUAGAUGAUGAUGACGAUGGAGACAUGUCGCUGAGAGAGAAAACGGUGACAGACUUGUCCAUCAUGGAUGGAAAAGCUGCUGACCUGGUGUGUGGGAGGCUGUUGUCCACCUCCAGUGGUUCACUGUGUGAGGAGGAAUCUCCGGCUCCUGCAGCACCUCCACCUGAGGAAGUUGAGACUGCACAUGAAAAGAAACGCUGCUGUUACUGCACUCUUUUAUGACCAACCAGGACCCUACAGCAGUUCCUGUGUCCAAGAUCAGGACUGUGAAGCUGUCCCAGACCACUCUGUUCUGAUCACUCUGGCAAAACACUGGGUUUAUAUGUGUUCCUGUUGAAGUGCAGAGCACAUGUAUAUGGUGAGAUAAUGAUAAUGUGGUGUGAUUUUGUUUUCUGAAUUUUUCUUUUACUGAAAUUUUCUGGCAUUGAUUUUACAGAGCCAUUAUUGAACAUUAAAGCUUCAGUAGGCAGUAUAUUUUUGGCAUCAUUGGGCGAAAAUUCAA